CUUUCUGCCGCCUUUCGUACUUCCACUCCUUUACAAGAUGCGCUCUUUCCUCACUAUCUUCACCCUCCUGAUCGGUUCUACGCUCACGUCUGCGAUGGUAGCCCGCGAUUCCACACCAUUCAACACUCCUUGUGCACUCUAUACGUGCCCCCUCACAGACCAACGCAGCCAGGGGUUGCUCCUUUCCGAUAGCAGUGCAUCCAGCGACUUGAUUAACUGUACUUAUGCGCUGAGGCCUACCUAUCAUCUAUGCGUGUACAGCAAGACCACAGGAGUGCUGACGGCUGACAACGACGCUGGGAACUGCCCUUCCAAAGCCGUCUGCUCGACAUCCUCCCGUCGUCGUCGUGAUGCUCUUCCUCAGUCCCCCCGUCUGCGUAGCUCUGUGGCACGCCAAGUCGAUACAUCUCCGUUGAAGGCCAGAAGUCAACUUGGGUCUGCCAAGCGAGCUAAGUAAGAGGUCGGUUUAGAUGGUGUCAAAAUCCUGUAAUGAGUUAUGUAGAUGUCGGGGCCCCUUGGACGAUAUACAUACCAUGGAUAUUUGAUUCC
This is a messenger RNA of Laccaria bicolor S238N-H82, 549 nucleotides long. RefSeq lists its product as uncharacterized. The record is from RefSeq and is a predicted model, not a curated record. The coding region runs from base 38 to 457 and encodes 139 amino acids. Lineage: Eukaryota; Fungi; Basidiomycota; Agaricomycetes; Agaricales; Hydnangiaceae. The transcript has 2 exons.